Messenger RNA from Onychostoma macrolepis, 6521 nucleotides. It is a transcript of the gene atp2a2b, whose product is annotated as ATPase sarcoplasmic/endoplasmic reticulum Ca2+ transporting 2b. The coding region runs from base 646 to 3771 and encodes 1041 amino acids. Gene Ontology annotation, molecular function: P-type calcium transporter activity; ATP binding; ATP hydrolysis activity. Gene Ontology annotation, cellular component: membrane. The transcript is spliced from 20 exons. Gene Ontology annotation, biological process: calcium ion transmembrane transport; intracellular calcium ion homeostasis. Lineage: Eukaryota; Metazoa; Chordata; Actinopteri; Cypriniformes; Cyprinidae. The record is from RefSeq and is a predicted model, not a curated record.
UCUAUCCUCUCAAUAUAGAGCAUAUCAGGGACAUUUCUGUGCUACACUACACCCUUCUUCAUCUGGAGUGACGUCGGCCAAGAAGGUCAGCUGAUCCACACUGACGUGACGAAGAAAAGUCAAAGGAAGGAACGGGAUUUCCGGAGCCCGCGCAGCCAAUGAGAGCAUUCCACAUGCGGACAGCGAGAGCAGUACAUGCGGAUCAGGAGAGCGGCACAGCGGAGACACGCGAUUGGUGCUGAUGGUGCUAGAGCUGCGAACACCGGCAGUGUGCUGCGAUCCACGGGAAUGAGCCGAGGAUAGAUCCGAAAGACUAGUUAAGAGCUUCGUUUGGUUAACCAGGACUACUAGGACUCCCAGCAGGCAUCGAAAAAACUUAAAGAACCAGCGAGUUUACGAUGCGCGUUGUGUAAUUUUUGCUCGAAUUAGUCCGGCUUUGUAACUUUUCUCCUCAUUAAACGCCCGAACUUAAAAAGUUAACAUCUGCUUUUAUCGUGUACUGUUUAUCUGAGGUCACCACGGUUGUUUUUGGAUCAAGUUUUUCGUGGGUCCGAAGGUCUUGGGAGUCAGGACUGAAGGCUUUGAAGAAGCCCGUUCGUUUGGGGUUGCGAGUCCGUUCAUAAUCAGCGUGUCCGUCCGUCCACGAUGGAGAACGCACAUACGAAAACCGUGGAGGAAGUUUACAGCUUUUUCGCCGUGAACGAGAGCACGGGGCUCGGCCUGGAGCAAGUGAAGCGUCAGCGAGAGAAAUGGGGACCGAACGAAUUGCCUGCGGAAGAGGGAAAAUCACUGUGGGAAUUGGUGGUGGAGCAAUUUGAGGAUCUUUUAGUGAGGAUUCUUCUCCUGGCAGCUUGCAUAUCUUUUGUACUGGCCUGGUUUGAAGAGGGAGAGGAGACCAUUACAGCAUUUGUGGAGCCUUUUGUAAUAUUACUUAUUCUUAUAGCCAACGCCAUCGUAGGUGUCUGGCAGGAGAGAAAUGCAGAAAAUGCCAUUGAGGCCCUCAAGGAGUAUGAGCCCGAGAUGGGCAAGGUCUAUCGCCAGGACAGGAAGACUGUACAGAGGAUCAAAGCCAGGGACAUCGUACCCGGGGACAUUGUGGAAGUUGCUGUGGGUGACAAAGUUCCUGCUGACAUUCGCUUGACUUCAAUCAAGUCAACAACCCUGAGGGUGGACCAGUCCAUUCUAACAGGAGAAUCUGUGUCAGUAAUCAAGCAUACAGACCCUGUCCCUGACCCUCGUGCUGUGAACCAGGACAAGAAGAACAUGCUCUUCUCUGGUACCAACAUCGCUGCAGGCAAAGCAAUAGGCGUUGUGGUCGCCACAGGUGUGAACACCGAAAUCGGCAAAAUCCGUGACGAGAUGGCAUCCACGGAGCAGGAACGCACGCCGCUGCAGCAGAAACUGGAUGAGUUCGGCCAGCAGCUCUCCAAGGUCAUCUCACUCAUCUGCAUCGCUGUGUGGAUCAUCAACAUCGGACACUUCAACGAUCCUGUUCACGGUGGCUCGUGGAUCCGCGGGGCCGUGUACUACUUCAAGAUCGCUGUCGCACUGGCUGUGGCCGCCAUCCCCGAAGGCCUGCCCGCUGUCAUCACCACCUGCCUGGCUCUGGGUACCCGUCGCAUGGCCAAGAAGAACGCCAUCGUACGCUCGCUGCCCUCUGUGGAGACCCUCGGCUGCACCUCUGUCAUCUGCUCGGACAAGACCGGCACCCUGACCACCAACCAGAUGUCCGUUUGCAGGAUGUUCAUUGUUGAUCAGGCAAAUGGAAACAGCUGCUCUCUCAAAGAGUUCAACAUUACCGGCUCCACAUAUGCCCCUGAUGGACAAGUGUUUCAUGAGGGUAAACCAGUACGAUGCUCCCAGUAUGACGCUCUAGUUGAAAUGGCCACCAUCUGUGCUCUGUGCAAUGACUCGUCUCUGGAUUACAAUGAGGCCAAAGGUGUGUACGAGAAGGUGGGUGAAGCCACAGAGACCGCCCUCACCUGCCUGGUGGAGAAAAUGAACGUGUUUGACACACAACUGAAGGGCAUUUCCAAGGUGGAGAGGGCAAACGCUUGCAACUCGGUCAUCAAGCAACUGAUGAAAAAGGAAUUCACUCUGGAGUUCUCCCGAGACAGGAAGUCCAUGUCGGUCUAUUGCACACCCAACAAAGCUCGCUCCUCCAUUGGCAAGAUGUUUGUUAAGGGUGCUCCAGAGGGAGUGAUUGACAGAUGCACACACAUUCGUGUUGGUGGGAAUAAGGUUGCACUGACAGCAGGCAUUAAAGAGAAGAUCAUGUCUGUGAUCCGUGAGUAUGGCACAGGACGUGACACACUGCGCUGUCUGGCUCUGGCCACCCGAGACAACCCGCUGAGUAAAGAGAGCAUGGUGCUGGAGGACUCAAACAGGUUCAUUGAGUAUGAGACGGACCUGACCUUUGUGGGAUGUGUGGGCAUGCUGGAUCCGCCCAGAGCUGAGGUGGCAGCUUCUAUCAAGCUUUGUCGUCAAGCGGGCAUCCGAGUCAUCAUGAUCACAGGCGACAACAAGGGCACGGCUGUCGCCAUCUGCAGACGCAUUGGAAUCUUUGGAGAGGAUGACGAUGUGUCAGAAAUGGCCUAUACUGGCCGAGAGUUUGACGAUCUGUCUGCUACCGCCCAGCGUGAGGCAGUGCUCACUGCCCGUUGCUUUGCCCGUGUUGAGCCAUCUCACAAAUCCAAGAUUGUGGAGUUUCUGCAGUCCUAUGAUGAGAUCACUGCCAUGACUGGAGAUGGUGUGAAUGAUGCACCUGCUCUGAAAAAGGCUGAAAUUGGCAUUGCUAUGGGGUCAGGCACAGCCGUGGCUAAGACUGCCUCUGAGAUGGUCCUCGCUGACGAUAACUUCUCCACCAUUGUGGCCGCUGUGGAAGAAGGUCGAGCAAUUUACAACAACAUGAAACAAUUCAUCCGCUACCUCAUCUCCUCAAACGUCGGCGAGGUGGUCUGUAUUUUCUUAACGGCGGCUCUGGGCUUCCCCGAGGCUCUGAUUCCAGUUCAGCUUCUGUGGGUCAAUCUGGUGACCGACGGUCUGCCUGCGACCGCGCUGGGCUUCAACCCACCCGACCUGGACAUCAUGAGCAAACCCCCUCGCAAUGCCAGAGAACCCCUCAUUUCUGGUUGGCUCUUCUUCAGAUACCUGGCCAUUGGCUGUUAUGUGGGUGCUGGUACUGUAGGUGCUGCUGCGUGGUGGUUCAUUGCUGCUGAAGAUGGGCCCAGAGUGACCAUCUAUCAACUGAGUCACUUCCUUCAGUGUGCACCAGACAACCCUGAGUUUGCAGGACUGAAGUGUGAAGUGUUCGAGUCUCCCUAUCCCAUGACCAUGGCGCUGUCUGUACUAGUCACCAUUGAGAUGUGCAACGCCCUCAACAGUGUUUCUGAGAACCAGUCUCUGCUUCGCAUGCCCCCCUGGGAGAACGUGUGGCUGCUUGGAGCCAUCUGCCUCUCCAUGUCCCUGCACUUCCUUAUCCUUUAUGUGGAGCCCUUGCCGAUAAUCUUUCAGAUCACCCCACUGAACUUGACACAGUGGCUUAUGGUGUUGAAGAUUUCCCUGCCUGUCAUCUUGCUGGACGAAGUGCUCAAGUUUGUGGCCAGAAACUACCUGGACAAGCCCAAAGACCUGGACAGUCCCAAGGACAAGGCCUGCUCACUCAGCACCUGCAUGGAGGGAAUUUCCUGGCCUUUCGUGGCUCUCUCACUCCCCCUGAUGCUGUGGCUCUACAGCACUGACACUAACUUGGCUGAAAUGUUCUGGUCUUGACUGAAAUGAGCACAGAUGUGUGUAGAUAGUGUGUACGUGUGUCUGUGUGUGUGGUUGUGCGUUUAAAGUGUGCCUCCGCAACAGAGAAUGUGUACGAGAAGGACAGGAUUAACUCAAAAAUAAUCGUGAUAUAGAAACAUAACCUUUUUUUUUUUUAACAUGUCCAGUGGGGAUUGAGGAGACCAUACAGACCUGAAGUCUUCAAGUAUUAGUGACCAUUGGUUUCUUUUUGUUAUUGCAUUUUUAAUCAUUUGUUUAAUGUCAUAUUUCAAACCAUUAUCAAUUAUGAAGAUAUCCAAUUAGUUUUGGCCCCAAAUUAUGUUUAAAUGGCUGAAUGGGAAAAAAAGUACUUGUGUACAGACAUUUAACACUAUUUUAUGCAGUUUUUCUUUUGUUAUUUGUUUAAUUUGCUAACAGAGAGCAGAGUGGGUAGGGUAGAGCGAGCAAGAGAGAGAGAACAAGACAGAACUGUUUACUAAUGUUUACCUUUGUGUCUUCGGCGUGAACAUCGCUCAGAGCCAAUGGACAAGCAUGGUGUUUCAAAGCAGCAUGGGAAAGAGAGUGCGGGACUGAAUGUUUGAAUGCUUCACGGUCAAAUCCUCAGAUGAAAGCUGCAUGUUCUGUAUUUUGCAUGCAUUUUGUGUGGUUUUUCACUUAUGAUUUGUACCUGUAUGUCUUUCCCUAUGUGUAAUAACUUCCAUUUUUAUGGGUGUAUAUUGUGUUUCCACUUACCUGACACUUUUGAUUAGUAAAGCCAGUUUUUCUGCACAAGGCAGAGUACAGCUACCUCAGGACUGUCAGAUUAGACUCUCUCUGGUUGCUUCCCCCCACUUAGAUUUACACCGCUUGUACACAUUAAUGCAUGAGGUGUGCCUCUAUUUGAUGGUAAACAGAACUCCAAUUCUUUUGGCCCUAACUAAUGUUUGUUUUUUUUGUUUUUUCUCACUGUAUUUUAUAAUUGAAUGAACUUGCAUUAACUUAAUUUAGGGAUUUUGUCUUUGGUAGGGGUGGGUUAGACAAAAGGUGUAAAUGUUACCGUUUAGUGGGUAAGGCCAGAGACAAAGGAGUAGAAAAUUUAACCAGCAAAGGUUUAGGUGUUGCAUUUCAAAACAUGAAUUUUAAAUGCAAAACCAAAAUGUUUCAUGCUACUUUUUUUCCCCCCUACCUUUAAAAAAAAAAAUACACUCAUGAACCAUUUGAAUUAAAAUGCGUGUCUUCAUUUUACUAGCUUGUCUGUUCCUGUGAUGCAACACGGCAAGUUUUAGGAGCAAAUAUACUUGAAUAAAUGAAAUUAAUGUACAGAGAUUUAGUUGCAUAGCUGAGCACAAGAUUGACAGCUGGGAGGGGCUUCCUUGCGAAGCAGCUUCCUGUUUGGCCAUCACCAGCCAGUCUGGUAGUGGCCUGUAUAUUUGUACACAUGCAGCACAUAUAUCCGAACGGUACAAAGAAUUUUUUUCUUUUUAUGAAAUAGAGCUUUCUGGCAUUUAGUUGUCCAUUGCAUCACACUGAUUUUUGCUUGCUAAAAUGGAUGCAUGUCCCUGACUAUGCCCUUGGUGUGGAAUUUCAGUAUUUUUCUAACAAUCAUGCACAUUCCCUUAGCCUUCAGCGGACUUACAUUUAAGUGAUUGUCACUGACAUUGGUGCCACACGUUUUUCCGCUCCUGUUCACCAUGUUACAACAAUGUCCCGAAGCCUCAAGUUUUCUGACAAUGGACCAACCCUGCUAACAUGUAAAUCUGUUCAAUUCCCACUACGACUACUGUAGCUGUGUAUAGCUGCAUUUAACACAUGGCCAUAUCAGCUUGAAUACAUUCCACUGUUAUGUUCCACUGCAAUAUAUGCUGUUUUUAAGAAAUAUAUAAUAUAUUGUAAAGACUUGGUCAAAUUACUUGCGUGAUUGUUUUCUUUACCACAUAUAAUUUCAAUCUUGUCUCUAAAUGAAAUGAAUAAACCAUUAGUUUUUAUUAGAAUGGUCCGUACACUGUGGUCUGACUUGCUCAGGAACUGAACUUGGAUGUUGGCAUAAAUGACUCAAAUGAAAACACUAUUGCCAUUAGAAAUAUGUUGCAGUCUCUUCUUUUUUUCAGUAAAUGUUGCCUUUUGUAUUAAUUAAUCAUACAAUUAUUUUCCUCUUUGUCAUACUUGCUUAUAUGAUAAAUAUUUAUUUAAUAGUGCACUUUAGCAUUUCAGUUUCAUUCUAAAACAUUCAAAAAUUCCAUUUUUUUUUUUCAUUUGUGUUUAUUGGCAGUUGUUGCUUCUGCCUCUGCUUGUGUUGGGAAACCUCAGGCUUCUGUGUUGUGCAUGUCUGUUUUGAGAGGCUUCAUUUUGCUGAAUACCAGAACUUGCAUGUUGAAUGUGCAGUUCAGAGAAAAUAGCCACCAUUGCACUGCCAUAUCACAUGUAAGAGUGGACUCAAUAAUGAAAUUAUUCACUAGUAAUAAUUAAUAAAUGACAGAGAAAUAAGAAUAAUGAGUGUGUAUGGAAGCAAGCAGCAUCAUUUUCUACCCUGCAUGACAAUGUCUACAUUGCCUAAUGCUGAUGCAAGGAGAGUUUGCUGUAUUUUUUUUUUUCUGUGUAAAUUGUCAUAGUUUUAUAUACAUGUAUUAUAUAGUAUAAUGCAUGCCUUCAGUUGUAAUUAGCCAAAUAAUUUGAUCUAUAUUUAUAUAGCAACUUGCUGUGUACAUUGCUGCUAAAUGGUAUAUGAUUAAACACGUCAUUUUACAAAUAAACUCUGCAGUUAAUUUUACCAA